AUGUCCAAUGCCACUGCGUCAAAACGAGAGCUCUACCAACUCGCUUCCGUACAACGAGAGGUCGUCACGCCGAUCGCAGCUGCCGCGCCGGUUGCAGUGCACAGAAGACUAAUAACCAUAUUCUCCAGUGCUGCCCGCGCGGGCUUCGAGGUUGCAAGAGAGCUGAUCAUACCAACAGCAGCAGGCCUGAGGAAGCCGGACAUGAUUGCCCACAUGGGAAGAUUCGGCAUAGUCAUCGACGCCCAGGUGACCAACGACCAGCAGAAUAUGCGCCAAGUCUAUAGCGCAAAGAGAGAGAAGUCCGACAACGACGACAUCAACCAGUUCAUGAGAUCAACGUACAAGGCAACCAACAUCUGUCAUCUACCUGUGAUUCUCUCCUGGCAUGGUCUCUGGUGCGACAAGUUGGCAAGCUUGGAACGUGUAAUCGAAGAGACUUGGCUGUGA
Trichogramma pretiosum is the source of this 447-nucleotide messenger RNA. RefSeq lists its product as uncharacterized. Bases 1 to 447 code for a protein of 148 amino acids. The transcript has 2 exons. NCBI's taxonomy places the organism in Eukaryota, Metazoa, Arthropoda, Insecta, Hymenoptera, Trichogrammatidae. The record is from RefSeq and is a predicted model, not a curated record.